Bipolaris zeicola 26-R-13 is the source of this 1815-nucleotide messenger RNA. RefSeq lists its product as uncharacterized. Lineage: Eukaryota; Fungi; Ascomycota; Dothideomycetes; Pleosporales; Pleosporaceae. Gene Ontology annotation, biological process: transmembrane transport. The record is from RefSeq and is a predicted model, not a curated record. The transcript has 3 exons. Gene Ontology annotation, molecular function: transmembrane transporter activity. The coding region runs from base 1 to 1815 and encodes 604 amino acids.
AUGGAGAUAAUGCUCUCUCCUACCGGCACCUACUCCAGCACGGCUGUGCCACUGGAAGAUCCACACCCCGAGGUUGAGCUGGCUCCCCCACACCAGUUUGAGCCAAUCGUUAUACCUCGUCAAAUGUCUCCUUUGUCCUCUCCUCCUACUCCAGAAAUCACCCGGUUACCCUCCGUCCGUUCCAAACUUGGUCACAGAGCCAGAGCAGAUAGCGUUGCGACUGAUGCUUGUGCCAAACGCGAAUCCUAUAACCUGACUGGCACGACAUUUCUCAUCACCAAUGAUGGAAGGACUUUGAAGCUACCAGUUGCUUCAGAAAGCAAUGCUGACCCUCUCAACUGGAGCGACCUAAAGACUGCCGGGGCUUUUUUUGCCAUCGUUUUUUACUCCGCUGUCUGUUUGACCGCUGCCCAGGCGCCAGCUGUGAUGUUGGACAGCAUCCAGAACACUUUCAAACAUGAGAACAUAGCGCCAUGGCUGAUCAAAGCCCUCGUUACCGGCCCUCCUCUUUUCAUGGGUAUUGGAUGUUUUGUUUGGGUGCCACUCUCCAUCGGCUUAGGCCGUCGACCAACAGUCUUGAUCGCCACCAUGAUUGUGCUGAUUGCUACACUCGGGGCAUCUCAGGCACGAUCUUUCGCUCAACUAGUCGUUGCCUCUUGUUUUAUCGGUCUUAGUGAAGGAGUGGGUCUUUGUCUGGCAUUCCUCGUCGUCAUUGAUCUGACCUACAUCAACCAGAGGCCGCGAGCAAUUUCGUUCAUGUGGUGCGUCGCAGGCUGUUUCGGCACAUCGGGCGUUGCACUGGCUCCAGUCAUCGCAAAUCACGGACGGGAUUGGCGCCAGUUCUACUAUUUCUGGACUAUACCUGUUGUCCUCUCACUUAUCGUUACCUUCGCGCUCUACCCCGAGACGUACUUCAAGCGACCAACAGUAGCCUUCAACGGCCUCAUACUGAUGCAAAGUGCGACCGAGAAACUAACAAUCUACCAAGACCGCGAGGUUGACUCAAGCAUCUAUCGCGAUCUUCCCGAAUACCCAGUCCGUAAAGGGUUCGCCGGUUUCCGUGAUCGCGUUGGUCUCUCACGAUCCCCCUUUGCAUCGUGGAGUUCGGCAGGUCGCUGCUAUCUCCAGAUGGCUUAUUGUGCAUGCAAUCCCCUACUCUUCUGGGUCUUUGUCGCAUCCGGCUUCAACUCAGCAAGCAUGAUAUUCAUUGGCGCAACAAACAGUCGCAUACUCACCUCUCCUCCUUACAAUCUGUCGCCUGAGGUUGUCGGUACGGUUUAUGCCGCAUCUGGGGUGGGAGCACUGAUUGGACUUCCUGUGUGUUGGAUCGUUAUCUGCAAUGGUCUCAAGCGACUCUCACAGCGCAAUCACGGUGUCCUGGAGGCCGAGCACUACCUCAUCGCCUAUGUCCUGCCAAUCAUCGUCGGCGCUUUGAGCUCUCUCGUUUAUGGUCUUGCCGUCAAGUUCCAAUGGCAUUGGAUGUUUCUCUACCUGGCCUAUGGAGGUCACGGCUUCUCUCUCGUUACUUUAAUGACUGCAAACACACUUUGGGUUGCGGAAGCUUUCCCGCGGUGGGCCGCUCCGGCGCUUGCUGUGGUUAUUGGAGGCUGUUAUUUCAUCUCUUUUGCAUUGAGCUUUGCUCUUAUCCCUUGGGUUGAGGCCCAUGGCUAUCUAUGGGUUGGUGUUGAACUCAUGAUUUUCCAGAUUCUCGGUGGGCUGGUUGCGCUGCCUGUCGCAUUUUGGGGCAAGGGUAUGCGACAAGCUAUUGCAGGGAGAUGGUCCGAAGACCGCAGUGGGGCCUUGCGUCCACUCUGA